Nanorana parkeri is the source of this 1787-nucleotide messenger RNA. It is a transcript of the gene OCEL1, whose product is annotated as occludin/ELL domain containing 1. The record is from RefSeq and is a predicted model, not a curated record. The transcript has 6 exons. The coding region runs from base 183 to 1742 and encodes 519 amino acids. Gene Ontology annotation, cellular component: apical plasma membrane; bicellular tight junction; cytoplasmic vesicle. Lineage: Eukaryota; Metazoa; Chordata; Amphibia; Anura; Dicroglossidae. Gene Ontology annotation, biological process: bicellular tight junction assembly.
GGAAACAUGGGUCUCAGAAAUAUUCAAAGCAAGACCUCUUCUAGUUGUGAAGGAAAGGUACGCAUACCACGUGGUUCAUAAACUAGAGCAACUUUUCCUUUGGGACAUGGAAAAAGAACUGAAGCCUACAGAUACACAUCAGUACUAUUUCGGAUGAAGUCGCACACUGUAACAUAAUUGCAAUGUCUUCUUUCCCUUCACUUACUGAGAAGCAAAAGAACAGAAGACCAACUGUGUGGCCAUCAGAAACAUCAACUUGGGGAGAUGCACCGAGUUUCUCAUUUGACUACUAUGACCACGAUGCCCGUAAGCAGGUUGGAACAUUAUCAGAUCCACAUGAUACACAGUAUCAAGAACUCAGUGGCAUGAAACCUGCCCAACACUUCAUUCCUGAAUCCUGGAAGAGGUAUUUUUGGAAAAGCCGGAAAAAUGGAGAACCUUUUCCACUGAAGAAUUUGGAAGGUGUCCACAACUCACCACCAGUUACACCACUUCUAGAUGCUAGCACAAACUCCACUCUUGAGAAGAAGAGUGGUAUUCUCACUGCAUCAUCAAACAGUGUUAAUCCUGCUCAUAAUGUUAAAAAUAAGAAAACUCCAGAUUCUCUGGAAAGGAGGAGUCAGAUGAACUAUGGAGAAAAGGUAGAAGCAUACAGCUUAAAAUACUCCUACAUGAAGUCCUGGCCUGGUUUGCUCAGGAUCCUAUCUGGAGUGCAGUUAAUUUUGGGUGGUAUGGUGUUUGCCUGCACAUGUGCCUAUAUUCAGAAGGACUACCAGUGGUACAAUCUCUUUGGUACUGAACUCCAAAGAACAUUGCCUGGUGGCUACAGCUAUUAUGGUCCAAUGACUCCAUUUGUGAUGAUUGUUGCUAGUUUGGUUUGGCUGGUAACUUUGAUCCUGUUGGGGUUGGGUCUGACCAUGUACUACCGGACUAUUCUCCUUAACUCUGACUGGUGGCCUCUCACUGAGUUUGCCAUCAACAUGAUCAUGUUCCUUUUGUACAUGGCUGCAGGCAUUGCGUACGUCAAUGACUUAAACCGUGGUGGCCUCUGCUACUCUAUGUUUGCUGUCAACCCACUAAUGGUGGCAUUCUGUAGGGUGGAAGGGGGUCAGGUGGCAGCCAUAGCUUUUCUCUUCUUCAACAUGCUUCUUUACUUGUUUGGCUCUUUGGUAUGCCUCAAAAUGUGGCGACAUGAAGAGAGGCGAAGGCAGGCUGAGAAGGUUAAGAGAAUGGACAGACCAAGAAGAAUAAUCUUUCAAGAUGAAGUUCAGCAUUUAGAGGACAUGAAAGGGAAAGUCACCAAAACUAUCCAUUUCACAGAGAAAGGCAGUGACUCUGGAGCUCUUAAUCGUUCUAUCCCUGCAGGUCACCGGCCAAAGCCUCACAUGGUGCCGGAUUAUGUUCUAAAGUAUCCAGACAUUCAGAAUCCAGAAGAGCGGGAGAAAUAUAAAGCCGUUUUUAAUGACCAAUAUGCUGAGUAUAAGGAGCUUUACAGUGAGGUGAGGACUGCAUUACUGAAAUUCAAAGAGUUGGACAGUAUGAUGGAAAAAAUUACUAGUGGACCUCAAAGUAAAAAGGCACCAGAUAGGAUCAAAGUCAUCUCUGAAAAAUAUAAAAAGAAGAAAAAUGAUCCUGCAUUCAUAGAGAAACGAGAGCGCUGUGCCUAUUUAAAGGAGAAACUAAGUCAUAUCAAGAAGCAGAUCCAAGCCUACGAUCAGUGUGAAGGAUCUGUAUAUUUCUAAAAGAUGAUAUAGUCACACAAAACACUGAGAACAAUAUAUUUAAGU